AUGUUCUUCCUCAAAAACAUGGAGCGCAGAGUCACUCUGCAUCCAUCCUACUUCGGCCGCAACAUGCACGACCUAGUAACCAGCAAGCUGCUCAAGGAUGUGGAGGGUACCUGCGCUGGGAGCUACUACAUCAUAUCCAUCAUGGACACCUUUGACAUCUCCGAGGGCAAGAUUCUGCCCAGCAACGGCCUAGCCGAGUUUACUGUCGGCUAUCGCGCCGUAGUCUGGAGACCGUUCAAGGGCGAGACUGUCGAUGCCGUCGUAUACUCGAUCAACCCGCAAGGCUUCUUUGCGCAAGCCGGUCCCCUGCGACUCUUCGUCUCGGCACAUCUGAUUCCUAGCGAUAUCAAGUGGGACCCCAAUGCGACGCCACCGCAAUUCACAAAUAACGAGGAUACCGUUAUUGAGCCUGGCACACAUGUUCGAGUAAAGAUUAUCGGGACGAGAACCGAAGUCGGCGAGAUGUGGGCGAUUGGCAGCAUUAAGGAAGAUUACCUGGGAUGUCUGCAAGACUAA
Molecule: messenger RNA, 516 nt
Organism: Akanthomyces muscarius
Lineage: Eukaryota; Fungi; Ascomycota; Sordariomycetes; Hypocreales; Cordycipitaceae
Exons: 3
Coding region: 1-516 (171 amino acids)
Biological process (GO): positive regulation of translational initiation; positive regulation of nuclear-transcribed mRNA poly(A) tail shortening; DNA-templated transcription
Cellular component (GO): RNA polymerase II, core complex; P-body
Molecular function (GO): single-stranded DNA binding; translation initiation factor binding; single-stranded RNA binding
Source: RefSeq, a predicted model, not a curated record